UCAUAGGUUCGCUCAAGGAUUAAGCUGCUUCUCACCGCUGUAGAUCGUGAUGGGUCUCUGGGAGGCGCUUCUUAACUGGCUCCGCAGGGAAAUGAACAAGGCGUUUUCUUUGUAGCUUCUUUUCCUGUAAGGAAAAAGGCAGUUUUUGUAAUUGGCUUGGGACUUCUGUCCUAGUACAAUCUUCCAUUCUUCUUUCCAUGGGUUUGUUUUUCAAACAGGAAAUGGAGCUAUCUCUCAUUGGCCUUCAGAAUGCAGGAAAAACUUCACUCGUCAAUGCAAUUGCAACAGGUGGCUACAGUGAGGACAUGAUUCCAACAGUUGGUUUUAACAUGCGAAAAGUUACAAAAGGAAAUGUUACCAUAAAAUUGUGGGACCUUGGAGGGCAGAGGAGAUUUCGAACCAUGUGGGAGCGUUACUGUCGUGGAGUUUCUGCUAUCCUAUAUGUGGUGGAUGCUGCAGAUAGAGACAGUGUUCCAAUAUCCAAAAGUGAACUUCAUGAACUGCUGAUAAAGCCAUCCUUGAGCGGGAUUCCUCUCCUUGUUCUUGGCAAUAAAAUUGACAAGUCCGAAGCUCUUUCCGAGCAGGCUUUGGGUGAUCAACUAGGUUUGGAGCAGAUCAAGGACCGCGAAGUUUGCUGCUAUAUGAUCUCCUGUAAAGAUUCCAUCAACAUUGAUGUUGUCAUUGACUGGCUCAUCAAGCACUCGAGAACAGCGAAGUAAUCAGGUGCCACUUUGAAUGGCGUUUCAGUUUGAUCGUUUCGGUUUGACCUCGCUUUCUUAUGAUAUCAAAUUGUCAAAGGUGGGAAAUUUAAUACCAGGGACAUUGUUGUGAUUGUGAAUUAUCAAACUGAACAAGUCUCGUAAUAAUGCAUUUGUACAGUGUGCAUGUUUUCUUGUA
Molecule: messenger RNA, 897 nt
Organism: Dioscorea cayenensis subsp. rotundata (Guinea yam)
Lineage: Eukaryota; Viridiplantae; Streptophyta; Magnoliopsida; Dioscoreales; Dioscoreaceae
Product: ADP-ribosylation factor-like protein 8c
Exons: 7
Coding region: 198-719 (173 amino acids)
Biological process (GO): protein transport
Molecular function (GO): GTPase activity; GTP binding
Source: RefSeq, a predicted model, not a curated record